UAUGAAUUUCACCACGAAUAUAUGUUACCGCUGUAUCGCGACAAAUGUAAAAUCAUGUACACCGACACAGACAGUCUUGUAUAUCACAUUGAAUGUGAUGAUGUGUACGAGACGAUGAAACGCGAUAUCGCUAGAUUCGAUACGAGCGAUUAUCUGGCGGACAACGCAUAUGGUAUGUCUCUCGUGAAUAAAAAAGUACCCGGCCUAAUGAAGGACGAAAAUAACGGUGCGAUUAUGACGGAAUUUGUUGGACUCAGAGCGAAAAUGUAUGCGAUGAGAGUGGAUGGUAAAAAGGACACCAAAAAGGCGAAAGGUGUAAAAAAUAACGUCGUAGCGCGAACAAUAACGUUCGAUGAUUAUACACGGUGUUUGAAUGAAGAGAUCGAAAUG
Molecule: messenger RNA, 390 nt
Organism: Pogonomyrmex barbatus (red harvester ant)
Lineage: Eukaryota; Metazoa; Arthropoda; Insecta; Hymenoptera; Formicidae
Source: RefSeq, a predicted model, not a curated record